AUGGCCUACCACGAACCGUUAGAUGCCGCCCCAACCAGCGGCCAUCUACCUAUAGAGGUCCCGAACUCUGUCGCUCCUUGCAACUCCUCCAUAACUCCCAACAAUACCCUGUUUGAACAGGAACCUGACAGAGAUGACGAAAUUCAACGCUAUCUCCAAGCCACGGGCGAAACAAUUUACCAAUCGUGGCGGCCUUCGCUCACAGCCUCGCCAUAUCUAGUCCAAUCAAACGUCCAAUAUCAUUAUCCAAGCAGCCAAUCCCAGAACCCUGGGUUCCCUGGCUCUACGUCAUCGUUCAUGCAGCGCAACGUGACACAGGCGGACUACCAUUAUUCGAUGAACACGCACGCCCCUUCAACUGCGAUGUCUGACCUCUCACUUGCUAGAGAAACUACACCAACCGGAAUUUUGCAAUGCAGAUGGGAAGGAUGCACAUAUACAAGGGAUUUCGGCCGAGUAGAGCUAUUUGUCGUCAGUGUUAUUUCACUUUACUCUGGUAUUGCUGAUAUGGACAUUCGUUGGGAUUUGCACAGAAAGCGCUCGAACUUUUGCUUCUCUUAUCGCUAA
Molecule: messenger RNA, 567 nt
Organism: Aspergillus nidulans FGSC A4
Lineage: Eukaryota; Fungi; Ascomycota; Eurotiomycetes; Eurotiales; Aspergillaceae
Exons: 2
Coding region: 1-567 (188 amino acids)
Source: RefSeq, a predicted model, not a curated record